Maudiozyma barnettii is the source of this 396-nucleotide messenger RNA. RefSeq lists its product as uncharacterized. Gene Ontology annotation, biological process: nucleosome assembly. Lineage: Eukaryota; Fungi; Ascomycota; Saccharomycetes; Saccharomycetales; Saccharomycetaceae. The transcript has a single exon. Gene Ontology annotation, cellular component: nucleosome. Bases 1 to 396 code for a protein of 131 amino acids. Gene Ontology annotation, molecular function: protein heterodimerization activity; structural constituent of chromatin; DNA binding. The record is from RefSeq and is a predicted model, not a curated record.
AUGUCUACUCAAGCCUCCAAGAAACCUGCCUCCAAGGCUCCAGCUGAAAAGAAACCAGCUGCCAAGAAGACCUCUUCUGGUGUUGAAGGUAAGAAGAGAACCAAGGCUAGAAAGGAAACUUACUCCUCUUACAUCUACAAGGUUCUAAAGCAAACCCACCCAGACACCGGUAUUUCUCAAAAGUCCAUGUCUAUCUUAAACUCUUUCGUCAACGACAUCUUUGAAAGAAUUGCCACUGAAGCUUCCAAGUUAGCUGCUUACAACAAGAAGUCUACAAUUUCUGCUAGAGAAAUCCAAACUGCUGUUAGAUUGAUUCUUCCAGGUGAAUUGGCUAAGCAUGCCGUCUCUGAAGGUACUAGAGCUGUCACCAAGUACUCUUCCUCCACUCAAGCUUAG